CUCUCUCUCGCGCGCGCUGACAGUUCGCAGCUCACGCGGGGUCAGGUCCACACAUUGGAUCUUUUCAGGAGAACGUGCGCAGCCCUCGCGCGCUGUUAUCUGCGCUGACGAGCUGCGACGGUGGACUGUUUAGCACCGCGUAGCCCUCACACAAACACAGGAGUUUAUUUUUGGCUUUUGCUGCGGGAUUUUAAUAUAGAGAACACUUGCUAUCUAAGGCACCAAUGAGGACUUCUGAAAAAAUGCUGAUUCGUUGGUGGUGGUUGCAGGGCGGUCACUAGGUCGCGGCUGUCUGUCAAGGCUAACAUGGAGCGCGAGGGCUCAUUUAGGAGGAUUUCGAGGAGUCUCCACAGCAAGCUGAGGUUAGGCAGUGGCUCAUCCUCCAGUCUGACCGACCUGUCGCAGGCGAGAACCCCAGCAGGAGGAGGAGGCGAUAAGGGAGGAAUAACUGGAGGACUGGCGGAGGAGUGCAGCAGGGACAAAGGGACCCAGCAGAGGAGGGCCGGUGCCAACGCCACCUGGAACGGCAUCCACAAUGCAGUGAUAUCAGUUUUCCAGAGGAAGGAUCUGGGGGAAAAUGAACUCUACACUCUGAAUGAAGGUGUCAGGCAGCUGCUGAAGACGGAGCUGGGCUCCUUCUUCACUGAGUACCUUCAGAACCAGUUGCUCACUAAAGGCAUGGUCAUACUGAGAGACAAGAUCCGCUUCUAUGAAGGUCAGAAAUUGCUGGACUCCCUGGCCGACACAUGGGACUUUUUCUUCUGCGAUGUUCUGUCCAUGCUGCAGGCCAUCUUCUAUCCCGUACAGGGAAAGGAGCCAUCAGUGCGUCAGUUGGCUCUGCUCCACUUCAGGAACAUCAUCACCUUGAACCUGAAACUGGACGAGGCUCUGUCCCGACCCCGAGCCAGAGUUCCUCCUUCUAUCAUACAGAUGCUGCUAAUACUACAGGGAGUCCAUGAAUCGAAAGGUGUAACGGACGACUACCUUCGUCUAGAGUCUCUCAUCCAGAAGGUGGUCUCUCCCUACCUCGGGACUCAUGGGUUAUAUUCCAGAGAUGGAUCUUCCAAUUUGCACUGCUCCUCUUGCCUAUUAGAAAAGCGUUUACAGCGCUCCUGGCCCUCCAAACCGGGCCACUCCCCCGUUGCCAAGAACCCAGUGGUACGCUCCAAGAGCUACAACGUUCCCAUGUUGACCCCCGUGGUGGAGUACGAUGCCGACUCGUCCGCAGGAGGUGGCACAGGUAUCAGACGACACUCCGUCUCUGAGAUGACGUCCUGCUUGGAGGAGAGCAGCUCUGCGGCUGAAUCCACCACCACUGCCACCAACAACACCAGCACAUCCAGCCUCACCAACCACUCUCCAACUUCCACAGCCUUUGUUGCACUUUCAGACACUGUGACCUCGAGCCAGGACCCACAGCCCAGAGAUGCCGACAGUCCUGCAGGCCCCGACCCUCUCCAGCCACAGCAUCACUUCCCCUGCAUCCUCCUGGAGCCUUCCCUAGGCGAGGACACGCACUGCACGGGUUCACUAGUGUCCAACUCCUCUGCAUCCUCCAGAGUACUGGCUCACGACACGAGCUCUGGUCCCAGUCCUGCGUCCAGUCCAGAUAUCAUGAUGGACCACGUCCUGGAGUCUUUGGACUCAGAGCCGGAGCACGACGGCAUCUUUCUGGACUUCUCCCGGCGCUGUUCCGGAGGGUCGACGCACAGCAGGGACAGCAACAGGCAGAGCGUGGUAUGACAGGAGAUACACGCUGAUGGAGGGACAUGUGCUGAGCCGUGACAUUCCUCACACCCUGUGACGCCUCCUGCUGUUUUAUGGAGACUCUCGCUCGUCAGGGAUUCUUUUUAAACUGACUUAUUUUUUAUAGGAUGUGGUCACCCAUCCCAAAAAAACGUGUCUAACCUCGUGUUGACUGGUAAACACAUCAAUUUGGCCUUUCUUGAAGGGUAUACCCCAGUUGGAAAAAUCAGCACAGGCCUCUCUUAAGAAUCUAUAAUCACAUAAAUCACUUGACUUUCAAACUAGACUACAGACGAGGGCUUUUGCUCUGAUGAUGGUGAUUUUUUUGAAUGAAUUAAAACUUAAAGUAUGGGCAGUGAUGGGAAGGUGCACAUGCAGAAAAAUGAAAUCAAAUUCAAACUUUUAACGUUUAAAAUGUAAAAAAAAAACUCAGUUUGUGUUUCUUCUAUUUUGUUGGUUGGUUAUUUUAUUAAUUGAUAAUAAAAAUAUUAAUUUUG
This is a messenger RNA of Dicentrarchus labrax (European seabass), 2243 nucleotides long. Its product is annotated as proline-rich protein 5. Gene Ontology annotation, cellular component: TORC2 complex. Bases 307 to 1743 code for a protein of 478 amino acids. NCBI's taxonomy places the organism in Eukaryota, Metazoa, Chordata, Actinopteri, Moronidae. The transcript is spliced from 10 exons. The record is from RefSeq and is a predicted model, not a curated record. Gene Ontology annotation, biological process: TORC2 signaling.